CCUCACUUGGGUCUCCAUCUGAAAGUGAUAGGCCACAAAAGAGGGCCUUUACUUCAACACUCACUUGUUUGUGGCUGCUUCAUUCAUGUUUUGAUAUUCCUGCUUUCCUCAUCUUCUGUUCCUUUCAUGGCGAUCUCGAACAACGUGCCACUCUUGUUCUUGUUUUUGUUGCAGCUCCAUCACCUUGGACUCAAUUAUGUUCCACUUUUGGUUCAUGGGUUUGCUUGAUGUUUUGAAGAACAACGUAAGGCUCUUAGCUUCUUCGUCUUCUUCUUCUCAUUCUGCCAACCAAACCCUUUUGCUGCAGGACAGGGUUGCUCUUUCUUUUUUCUGGUUUGGUGGGGUUCUCAGCUUUGUUAUCAUGUGCUGCUUCACCGAUCCUCUCCCUGUGGUUUUGGGUUUUGUUUGAUUUUUCAAGUUGUGUUUUUAAUUUGUGGGUAUGGAGUGCAUUGGCAUGUGGGAAGGUGAUGUGGGAGAAUGUAAUAAUGGGUUUGAGAAAAUUGAGGAUGGUAGCUCUGAGCUAGGGUUCCAUGUGGGUCUGUGAUUGCUGAAUACUGUGUCUUCAAAAGGAGGAAAAAGGGUAAAGCUUGAUAUGAAGCUUUCAACAUCAGGGUUGGGUCAGCAGGGACAUGAAGGUAUCCGAGGGGAGAAGAAGUGUUUGAAUUCUGAGCUGUGGCAUGCAUGUGCUGGGCCAUUGGUGUCCCUACCAACAGCAGGGACUCGUGUGGUUUACUUCCCUCAGGGUCAUAGUGAACAGGUUGCUGCCACAACCAACAGAGAAGUUGAUGGGCACAUACCCAACUACCCCAGCUUGCCACCCCAAUUGAUUUGCCAACUUCAUAAUGUCACAAUGCAUGCAGAUGUUGAAACAGAUGAAGUGUAUGCCCAAAUGACGCUACAACCAUUGACUCCGCAAGAGCAGAAGGAUACCUUUCUUCCUAUGGAAUUGGGCAUUCCAAGUAAGCAGCCCUCGAAUUAUUUUUGCAAGACAUUAACGGCAAGUGACACUAGCACGCAUGGAGGGUUUUCUGUUCCUCGUCGUGCAGCUGAGAAAGUUUUUCCUCCACUGGAUUUUUCACAGCAACCACCUGCGCAAGAACUAAUUGCUAGGGAUCUUCAUGAUGUUGAGUGGAAGUUUCGGCAUAUUUUUCGGGGACAGCCGAAACGGCACCUUCUUACAACAGGCUGGAGUGUAUUUGUUAGUGCAAAAAGACUUGUGGCUGGAGAUUCUGUGCUUUUCAUAUGGAAUGAAAAGAAUCAGCUUCUUUUGGGAAUACGUCGGGCUAAUCGGCCACAAACUGUUAUGCCUUCAUCAGUUCUAUCCAGUGAUAGUAUGCACAUUGGGCUUCUUGCGGCUGCUGCCCAUGCUGCUGCAACUAAUAGCUGCUUUACAGUGUUCUAUAAUCCAAGGGCUAGUCCAUCUGAGUUUGUCAUCCCUCUUUCAAAAUAUAUCAAAGCUGUGUACCAUACACGUGUUUCUGUUGGUAUGCGUUUCAGGAUGCUUUUUGAGACUGAAGAAUCUAGUGUCCGGAGGUACAUGGGUACAAUAACUGGUAUAAGUGACCUUGAUCCCGUUCGGUGGCCGAAUUCUCAUUGGCGGUCCGUUAAGGUUGGUUGGGAUGAAUCAACAGCAGGGGAGAGACAGCCACGUGUAUCAUUAUGGGAGAUUGAGCCUUUAACAACAUUUCCAAUGUAUCCAUCGUUGUUUCCUCUAAGAUUGAAACGUCCAUGGCAUCCUGGCACCUCUUCUUUUCAUGAUGGCAGAGAUGAAGCAACUAAUGGGCUGAUGUGGCUGAGAGGUGGACCUGGAGACCAAGCUCUCAGUUCCCUGAAUUUUCAAGGUGCUGGUUUGUUGCCCUGGAUGCAGCAGAGACUGGAUCCAACUUUGCUUGGAAAUGAUCAUAAUCAACAGUACCAAGCCAUGUUGGCAGCUGGUAUGCAAAACAUUGGGAGUGUAGAUCUAAUGAGACAACAAAUGAUGAAUUUUCAGCAGCCUUUCAAUUAUCUUCAACAAUCAGGAAACACCAAUCCUCCUUUGCAGCUUCAGCAGCAGCAAACAAUUCAGCAAUCCGUAUCACCUAAUAUCCUGCAGCCACAGGCCCAAGUAUUGGCAGAGAACCUGUCUCACCACAUCCUUCAGAAAUCACACAAUAACCGAGAAGACCAAACACCACCGCCACAACAGCAGCACACUUAUCAAGAUACACUUUUAAUUCAAAGUGAUCAGCUCCAUCAGAGGCAACAACACUCUAGUCUGCCCUCACCAUCAUAUUCAAAACCAGACUUCUUAGAUUCAAACAUAAAGUUCUCUGCUUCAGUUUCACCAGGGCAAAACAUGCUUAGUUCACUUUGUCCUGAAGGGAGUGGCAAUCUCUUGAAUUUGUCCAGAAGUGGUCAGUCCAUGCUGACUGAACAGUUACCCCAACAAUCAUGGGCAGCCCCGAAGUUUACACCUUUGCAGGUCAAUGCCUUUGGCAACUCAGUGCCACACGUGCAAUAUUCUGGAAAGGAUACUGCAAUGGUACCACCACAUUGUAACUCAGACACCCAAAAUCCUAUUCUGUUUGGUGUCAACAUUGAUUCAUCUGGCCUUCUGCUCCCUACUACCGUCCCUCGAUAUACUACCACAUCAACUGACACUGAUGCAUCGACAAUGGCACUAGGGGAGUCUGGUUUCCAGGCUCCUCUGUAUCCUUGCAUGCAAGAUUCAUCAGAGUUGUUGCAAAGUGCAGGGCAAGUUGACCCCCAAAACCAGACACGGACAUUUGUCAAGGUUUACAAAUCAGGGUCAGUAGGGCGCUCACUUGACAUCUCCCGGUUCAGCAGCUAUCAUGAGCUGCGGGAGGAGUUGGCUCAGAUGUUUGGAAUUGAGGGGAAAUUAGAAGACCCUCUUAGAUCAGGCUGGCAGCUUGUAUUUGUCGACAGGGAGAACGAUGUUCUUCUCCUUGGCGAUGAUCCGUGGGAAUCAUUUGUCAAUAAUGUUUGGUAUAUCAAAAUACUUUCACCUGAAGAUAUUCAGAAAAUGGGAGAACAAGCCGUAGAAUCCCUUGGUCCAAGUUCAGGACAAAGGCUGAAUAGCACUGGUGCAGAAUCUCAUGAAAUUGUUUCUGGAUUACCAUCAAUAGGCUCACUUGAAUACUGAGAAUUUAAAAAUGUAUUCCCUUUUGGUCCCACGGUCAAGAAGACUAUAACAUGUUUAUUACUUCUAUUUGAAUACUACCUACCUAUCCACCUUGCAUGCCUGCAUACAUCCUGUGUUGUCUGUUUCACUUUCAACAUCGUUAUCAUUUGUAAGAGGAUUGUUGAGAUUUUCAGGACAGAAAAAUUAUGAGAAACUUAGGACAUACUUUUGUGCCAAUUUGUAACUUGUGUAGUGAAAGCUAGAAAUAUAGUGCUAUUAUAGAAUUUUUUAAUCCCUUGCAUGAACUGAAUAUUUAUGCUCAUAU
This is a messenger RNA of Abrus precatorius (Indian licorice), 3446 nucleotides long. Its product is annotated as auxin response factor 8-like. The transcript is spliced from 14 exons. The record is from RefSeq and is a predicted model, not a curated record. Bases 593 to 3142 code for a protein of 849 amino acids. Gene Ontology annotation, molecular function: DNA binding; protein binding. Gene Ontology annotation, cellular component: nucleus. Lineage: Eukaryota; Viridiplantae; Streptophyta; Magnoliopsida; Fabales; Fabaceae. Gene Ontology annotation, biological process: response to hormone; regulation of DNA-templated transcription.